Molecule: messenger RNA, 1284 nt
Organism: Puma concolor (puma)
Lineage: Eukaryota; Metazoa; Chordata; Mammalia; Carnivora; Felidae
Source: RefSeq, a predicted model, not a curated record
GACCUACAGGAAGAAGGCAGACAUGCCAUCGACUCGCCGAUGUCCCCUGCCUCGGUGGACGUCCACCCCGAAGACACUGUGCUAGAGGAGAAUGAGGAACGCACAAUGAUCGACCCCACGUCCAAGGAUGACCCCAAAUUCAAGGAGCUGGUCAAGGUUCUCAUCGACUGGGUCAACGACGUGCUGGUGGAGGAGAGGAUCAUCGUGAAGCAGCUAGAGGAGGACCUUUACGACGGCCAGGUGCUGCAGAAGCUCUUGGGUGAGUCCUCGGGCUGCCGGAGGAUGGUUAGACAUGUUACCCGAAGCCGACAGGAAAGAAAACAGAAACACAGGGUGCUCGUCACCACCGUGUUUCUGCGGCCCGCGGGCUCCUGCCUCACCUGGUCUGUAGCUGCUCCCUCUUCCCUCCCCCGACCAGCCAUUCACGGGAAGAACCUGGUGGCCAUCCUUCACCUCCUCGUCGCCCUGGCCAUGCACUUCCGGGCCCCGAUCCGCCUUCCGGAGCACGUGUCCGUGCAGGUGGUGGUGGUGCGGAAGCGGGAAGGCAUGCUGCAUUCCAGCCACAUCACGGAAGAGCUGACCACAACCACUGAGUUUGCCCACCCCGUGUACAGCCCCGAAACCUCACCGAGUGCUUCUCUGCAGUUCGCAGAUGGGGUCUACCUGGUGCUGCUCAUGGGCCUCCUGGAGGACUACUUUGUCCCCCUGUACAACUUCCACCUGACCCCAGACAGCUUCGACCAGAAGGUCCACAACGUGGCGUUUGCCUUUGAGCUGAUGCUGGACGGAGGCCUCAAGACCCCCAAGGCUCGCCCUGAAGAUGUGGUAAACCUGGAUCUCAAGUCCACACUGAGGGUCCUUUACAACCUGUUCACCAAGUAUAAGAACCUAGAGUGACCUCAGAGAGCAGCGGAAACCCCUGUGCAGGGCGGGGAGGCCCGCUGGCUUCCCCUCCGAGCCAGGGUUAUCCCCGCCCCCACCCCCACUCCACCCGGCCUUUUCGGGUCGUUGCUCUCAAACUCCCUUGUGCAACUCCUGUAACUCUGCAGCGGGCAGGACCCUUGCGAAUCCGGGGUUCUGCGCCCCUGUCUCGUUGGUGCCUCCUCCAGUGCCCCGGUCGCACCCACACCUCCCAGCCCGUGGGAGGGGCACCCUGCGAUCCUCUGGACCCAGCGAUGAACCACCCCGGGCGAUGAGAACAGCAUCAGUAGCUCUACCCGAGCCGAGACUCCGCUGGACCGUUCUGGGGGAAUCUCCAUGGAAGCCAGACCUUUUCCGUAAAAA